Messenger RNA from Sordaria macrospora k-hell, 600 nucleotides. RefSeq lists its product as uncharacterized. The record is from RefSeq and is a predicted model, not a curated record. NCBI's taxonomy places the organism in Eukaryota, Fungi, Ascomycota, Sordariomycetes, Sordariales, Sordariaceae.
AUGGCCGCCAUCAAACCCCCUUCUGUCUCCAUGUCCCCCAUCGGGGAACAACUCCCAUUCGAACUCGUCCAGGAAAUUCUCACCCGCUUCACGCAAGACCUCCUCCGGUUCGAUUCCGGCUCCUCCAGCCAGAGGGAAUGGUGUUGGUGGGGUCGUGAUUGUCUCUUCAAGACGACCACCAUUAAAUCGGGUAAUCGGAGAUGGAACGAUGACGAUAACUGGAGGGACCAAGAACACUUGGUGACGUAUCUGCCCUUUGUCAUCCGGAAGGAUGUUGACUUGAAUACGGAGGUUUAUGAAGCAGCUCAGCCGCCCUGGGAAGGAAAAGUUCUCUCUGGUUGGAGAUUUGACGCUAUCGACAGGGAUGCCAUCACCCCCUCCUUUGACUCGGAAUGGGCAAUACUCACCCUCCACGAUCCCAUCUUUGCCCACGACAAUCAGUUUCGCACCAGAUGGGCCGACGCUGAUUGCCAUACACCCAACGCCCUCCCCCUACCUACCGCAGUUUUAGCCGCUUGGCACAAUGUCAUCAGCUCCGGAGAAACCGAUCGGCUGAGCAUCGAGCUUGUCUCAUCUUCUGGGAUUGGAGCUGCUAGAUGA